Didymodactylos carnosus is the source of this 3522-nucleotide messenger RNA. NCBI's taxonomy places the organism in Eukaryota, Metazoa, Rotifera, Eurotatoria, Philodinida, Philodinidae. The record is from the annotation of a GenBank genome assembly.
AUGGCAUGUCAGGGUAAUCAAAGAAUCAUCAAUCUGCAAUAUCCAUCGAACACAUCCAAAAAACACAAACAAGAAGAAGUUUUAGCGGUAAAAGAAGAUCUUGAAACAUUCUCCUUAUUAUGGCUUGAUGCCUAUGUUAAUACUGCCGACAAUCGAGAAGUACAGCAAAAAUUACGCACAGUAAUUAACUGUAUAAAAACAUUCGAUUCUGUCGGGCCAUGUCAAGAAUAUUUAGAACGUCAAGAUGAAAAUGAAAAGAUUCUGUUGAUUGUUAGUGGCAGUUACGGUAGGCAAAUUGUAUCCAAAAUACAUAAUCUAAAACAAGUCACUGCUAUUUACGUUUAUUGUAUGAAUAUAAUCAGUCAUUUAAAAUGGACACGACAAUUUAAUAAAGUCAUGAUGAUAACAACAAGUUCGACUGAAUUAAUUGAAAAAUUAUCGCUCGAUCAAAGGCAACGGGACAAAAUAGAAGACUUAACUAUGAUACCCAUCUCAAUAUCUCACCAACGUAAAUCGACAUCAAAUUUUAAUGGUGAUUUCAUGUGGUCACAACUAUUUUUGGAAGUUUUAUUACGAGUGAAACAAACGCCCGAUGAUCGACAAGUGCUAAUUCAAUUUUGUAAAGAAAUCUAUGUUGAUAACGAUAUACAAACAAAAAUUAUUGAUGAAUUUGAACGAACCUAUUGUCCUGAGAAAGCUCUUUGGUGGUAUACACGUAAUACAUUUUUAUUUAAAAUGUUAAAUAAUGCUUUACGAACAAAUAAUAUUGAAACACUCUUUUUAUUUCGAUUUUUUAUUGAAGAUUUAUAUAAUCAAUUAAAAAAUUUACAUCAAAAUCAGUGUCAUCAAUCACAACUGACGAAAGUUUAUCGUGUUCAAUUAUUAUCAGUUGAAGAAAUAAAUAUGGUUCAAUCAUCAAUAGGAAAUUAUUUUUCAAUAAAUAAAUUUUUAUUAACAAGUACAAAUGGAAAUUUAUCAUCAUCAUUAUCAUCAUUUAUUACAAAUUGUGAUAAUAAUACAUUACAACCAGUUAUAUUUGAAAUUAAUAUUGAUCAGUCGUCUAAUAUUGAAUGUAAACCAUUUGCUAAUAUAAGUAAAUUAAGUUAUUUUAAAGAUGAAAAUGAAAUAUUAUUUUCAAUUGGUACUAUAUUUCAAAUAGAGAAUGUUCAAUGUAAUGAACAAGAUAUUUGGAUAAUUAAUCUUAAUUUAUGUGAUGAAAAUAAUGAUUCUAAAUUAAAAAUCCUACUUAAUCAAAUUCGUCAAGAAUCAGAUCUUGUUUCAUUUGAUAAAAUGGAUCAUUAUGAUAAAGCUGAAAAAUAUUUUAAAUAUUUAUUAAAAAAUGAUAAUUCUCAACAACAUCUAUGGUGUUAUCAAAGUCUUGGAAAUAUUGCACAUAAUAAAGAUAAUUAUAAUAUGGCCAUUUAUUAUUAUGAAAAAGCAUUAGAAAUUGCUAAAAAAUUAUCUUUAAAUGAUAAAUAUUUAUCAAAAUGUUAUUAUAAUCUUGGUAUUGUCUAUUCAGCUAAAGGAGAUAUUGAUAAAGCAAUGGAAUUUUAUAAAAAUUCUUAUUUUAAUAAUGAAAAACAUAUUUCAUCUACAUCAAAAUCAUUAUUAAUUACUCGUUAUUAUAAUAAUUCAUCAUUAUUAACACGUGAUUCUGCCUUAUUUUUAUGGUAUCAAUUAUUAACAAAAUUAAUGAAAGAAUCAUUUACAAUAAAAUUAUUUAAAUAUGAAAAAAAAAAUUGUAAACAAAAUUCAUUUCUAUUUCGUUUAAUAAAUAAAGCAAUAAAAACGCGUCAUAUUGAAAAUUUAUUUGAAUUUCGUUAUUCAUUAUUAGAUUUACAAAAUCAAAUGUCAAAUAAAUAUGAUGGAAUUACAUAUCAUGGUACAAAAAUGCAUGAAGAAGAAUUAAAAAAAUAUUUAUCAAAAUUAAAUAAUUUAAUUUCAUUUGGUGCUUUUUUAUCAACAUCUCGUGAUAAAAAUGUGGCUUUAACAUUUACUCAUAUUCAUUUAUUAGAAUAUGAGUUUACAAUGAAAUCAAUUUUAUAUGAAAUUCAUUCUGAUCCAACUGUUGAAACAAAAACUAUUAUAAAUGAUGAUGAAGUUAUAUUUGAUAUAUCAACCGUAUUUAAAAUAGUUCAAAUUAAUAUCAAUAGUUCAUUAAUAACAAUUGUUUUAUAUACAACUAAUGAACAUGAAGAAUUAAUUAAUUAUUAUUAUAAUAUUGCUAAAAAACAAAUGUUUGUUAAAACAUCAAAAUUAUUACUUGGACGUUUAAUGUGUUAUUUAGGUGAAUAUAAAAAAGCGGAUAUUUAUGUAAAACAAAUUUUUAAUACAUUAUAUGAUGAACAAGAAAAUAUAGCCGCUUUUUAUUAUGAUAUAGCAUCGAAUUAUUAUUCUAAUUCAGAAUAUAAUGAAGCAUUAAAUAACUAUACAUUGUUACUAAAAUAUACUCAUGAUAAUGGAUUAAUUAGUCAAUCAAUGAAAUAUAUUGGUAAUAUUUAUUUUGAAUAUAAUAAUUAUUUAAAAGCUAUUGAAUUUUAUAAACAAUCUCUUGAUAUACAAAUACAAAUAUUAAAACCAAAUUUUUCAUUUAUAGCUAAUUGUUAUUCUGCAUUAGGUAUGCUCUAUCAAAAAUUGAAUCAUUUUGAACAAGCAUUAAAAAAUUAUGAAAAUGCAUUGGAAAUUUAUGCAAAACAAUUUGAUGAAGAAGCACUUGCAAAUUGUUGUUUGGACAAAGGAUCAGUCUAUGAAAAAAUGGAACAAUAUGAUUUAGCAUUACAUCAAUAUCAGAAAGCAUUAGAUAUUAGAAUUAAAUUAUUACCACCUACAUAUCAAGAUAUUGGCAUCAUUUAUGAAAAUAUGGGACAUGUAUAUCGUAGACAAAAUCAAGACAAAUUAGCUUUAGAAUAUUUUUUAAAAACGUUGUAUACACAGAAAAAGAGUUUAGAUUCGAAUCAUCCAGACAUUGCACGAACUAUAUUUGAUAUCGAUAGUAUUUACCGUGAAAAUAAUGAUCCUGACACAUGUGUUGAACAGCAUGAAAUAUGUUGGUUAACAAUCAUUUUUUUACAUUCAAAAAAGCUGACAUUACACUUGAAUGAAUUAUUUAACGAUCAAAACAAUCACGUUCGUUUUUUCGAUGAUCUACAAAAUUGUUUUGAAUCAAUUCGUAUGAAUCCAAAUCAAAAAUUGAUUAUAAUUCUCUCAGAAUAUUUUGCUUCAUCUGAUACAUUACUUGAAUUAGAGAAAUUGGAUCAGAUACAUUUGAUUUAUAUUUGUUUAGAUGAUAUAUGUCAACUUGAUUAUUUCAAAUUAUUAGCACUAGACUAUAAGAAAAUACAACAUGUAAUCUGUGAUAAAGACAACGACCUUGAAUUUCAUCUAACUGAAGAUUUUUUAACCUUUUAUCGACAGCUGGGUAAUCAGUUCGCUCUUCAACAUGACUAUAGUCGAGCAGAGUAUUGCUAUAAACAAGCUCAAAAAUAUUUGCAAUCACUUUCGGAUAGAAUGAUUGUUGAGUAA